Molecule: messenger RNA, 754 nt
Organism: Cajanus cajan (pigeon pea)
Lineage: Eukaryota; Viridiplantae; Streptophyta; Magnoliopsida; Fabales; Fabaceae
Product: H/ACA ribonucleoprotein complex subunit 1-like protein 2
Biological process (GO): ribosome biogenesis; snoRNA guided rRNA pseudouridine synthesis
Cellular component (GO): box H/ACA snoRNP complex
Molecular function (GO): box H/ACA snoRNA binding
Source: RefSeq, a predicted model, not a curated record
AUGAGGCCCCCGAGAGGCGCAGGACGCGGUGGUGGUUUUAGAGGUGGCCGCGACGGUGGCGGUUUCAGAGGUGGUCGCGACGGUGGAGGCCGCGGCAGAGGUGGUUUUGGUCGUGGCGGUGGAGGACGCGGCGGCGGAUUUCGCGAUGAAGGGCCACCCUCCGAAGUCGUAGAGGUGUCGCAGUUUCUGCAUGCGUGUGAGGGAGAUGCUGUAACGAAGCUUACGAAUGAGAAAGUUCCCUUUUUCAAUGCUCCCAUAUAUCUGAAAAACAUGACUCAGAUUGGGAAAGUUGAUGAAAUAUUUGGCCCCAUCAAUGAAGCUUACUUCUCAAUUAAAAUGAUGGAAGGGAUUGUUGCUACCUCUUAUGCAGCCGAAGACAAGUUUUAUAUUGACCCAAGGAAACUGUUGCCUCUUGCAAGAUUUCUUCCACAACCCAAGGGACAAUCACAAGGUGGUAGAGGCGGAGGUGGAGGAGGUCGUGGUGGCCGUGGAGGUGGUGGCCGUGGAGGUGGUGGUUUUCGUGGAAGGGGUGGCCCAAGGGGUGGUAGAGGUGGUCCUCCUCGGGGUGGUGGCCGCGGUGGUGGUUUCAGGGGAAGGGGGAGAUCAUAGGGGAAUUUAAUGUAAUGUUUUUCAUAUUUAUGCAGUUAUUUUCUUUGGAGAUAACAUAGAUGUUGAAUACUAUUUCUUGUGGAUUGAGUGAUUCCGAUGCAUGUUGGUUGAUUAUAUUAUCAUUAUGGCAAGGUGGAUUGAGUUG